This is a messenger RNA of Porites evermanni, 2488 nucleotides long. The record is from the annotation of a GenBank genome assembly. NCBI's taxonomy places the organism in Eukaryota, Metazoa, Cnidaria, Anthozoa, Scleractinia, Poritidae.
AUGGCUGUAAACGUUUUAAAAGCACUUCUCAUCCUAUUCUGUUUUGCUGGUGACAUAAGUUUUCUUCGAGCUGGUCCUUUGGGUAAGAGACACUUAAAAGGUAAGAGUUUUUUCACGCUGGCUACACCCCCGCUAUUUUAAAAUGUAUAGCGCUUUUUGGAAUCAUUAAGUUUGCUCUUUACGAAAGAAUAAGAGUUAAAAAGGCAAACCAGCCACGGCCAACAUCGUUCUCCCCCUUGCGAAUUAAUGGCAACGAAUCGGAUGUCCAGUAAGCUGUGCUUUUAGUGUUAGAUGAAGUGUCGUCUUUACUACAUUGAUAAUAAAUAUAUAAUCAUGAAAAAUGUUCAUAGAGAAAGGGCAGUAGACAGAGCGAACGCAAAGUUUAAGACAAGUUACUUGCCUAAAAACUGGUUGUUGUUUUUUGUGUCAUGUGGUCUAUUUGUUCUAUUGAACAACUGACUGGUAAAACGGUUUUUGAAGACUUUUAGGUGUUGAAUAUGUAAAUUCUGUGUCUUAACAAACAACAGUCGUUUUGUUGAUUAUACGUACUACUUCUUAGUCAUGGUUCCUCUGUUUAAAGCACACACAAUGUUGAUCACACCUUUCAUGUAUGCGCAUCUUUAGUUGAUUCAGCUACGCCCUGUUUCAUUCUUGAUUGUAAGCUCGUCCUAUUAUUGCCGCGGUCAUUGGGUGACAGACGGCUGAUUAACUCCACCUUAACUGCAAACAUCACUUAAAAAAAACCGUCUCACCUUAGAGAGAGCCCCACUUAAAACAUGUGACGCGGUAGCUUUUACACAGCCUGCGUCGGAAAGGGAUCCCAGGCGGGCGAGAAGGCUGUUCGUAAGUAUAUAGUAAAGUUGAGGCGCGCGUCAAGAGCGUAGGAGCGCUUGCUGCUUAGGCUUAGCAAGUUCGUUGGUGUUAUCGGCUUCCGUUCGCAAGAGAACAAUUGUGAACGGAUAUUCCCCAAACCUUCAGUCAGAGUAAACCUGACUUUGUACUAGUUUACGGUGUUACAAAGACUCACGUGGACUAUGGACUAAAAGAGCCUUCCACCAUGUAGUCGAUAAAACAUGUCCUAAUCAUAGAUCGUAUAUUGUUAGAGAAUCUUUAUGUUUUUUUGAUGGAUCCUAGUCUGCUCUUAAUCUAUCUUCAUUUCUUUCUUUACAUGAUAAAAACUUUUAUUUUUCCCAGGUCACAUUCGCGUUCGAAGAGGUUUCCGUUCAUACUUCUACAAUUACUUGGAUGAAAUUGCUAUGGCAACGUGCGCAGCAAUUCCCAGCAAUGGACCAGGUCUUAUAUACGCCAUCAGAAGGUAACUAUGGUAACAAACUAACCCUUAUAUAGAUCGUGUAUCCAUGAUGUCACGGUGGCCAUAUUGCUGUAUAAAAAAUGCAACGGCAACCGUGUUGGUGAACAGAAAAAAAUCCUGUAGGGAUUUAACUCUUUCAUAUGUAAAAAAAUUCUUUUUUGCAAGAAAUUUGCAUAGCUGCAGACCAUGUGAGCACACAAAAACAAUCUAUAAGCCCUAAAUCACUCAUUUAGCUCCCUAAAUCUCCUUUUUUUUUAAAUCAGCCCAAGAAAGAUCAAUGGGACAGAGACAUAAACACCCAGUCGCGCCCUGGAGAUAUGUGAAUUUCACCGAAGUUAUUUUUAGACCAAUUAAACGCUUGAAAUUAAUUGGAAAUUGGUUUCAGGAGAGGUCCGCAAACCUCUACUUUGUUUUGUCAAGAGCGAAAAGAAUAAUGGGGCAUUAUGUUGUCUUGGUGUCAGUGUCGCCAGUACAAUUUACUGUAUUGUUUGCUUUGUUGAAAUCGCGUGUGGACUUAAGAGUUUCAAACAACUGAUUAAAAUGUUCGGACGACUCGGAAAUUAGACUGCCCUUUAAUUACUAGACUGCAAAACAGUCCGUAUUUUUGCGUAUUCAAGUACGCGCGAGCAGUCAAACAAAAGGUCUGGAACGGGACUGAAAACAGAGAGCGAGACUGGGGAGAGAUGCUGAAAAUAUUUUUCCUCUCGCCUCACACGCUUCGCGUGCGUAAGACUCUUACGCCACACUUUACCGAUUUCUUUACUGAUUUUGAGAAAAAAACCGACUGUUUUGCAGUCUAUUUAAUUACAACGUCUAAAAAUAACUUAAAUGAAUUUACAUAUCCCGGCCAACACACUAAGAUUCACUUUCUGUCCAAUUUUUCUCUCUUGAUCAUUCUUACUUUCGAUCUAUUUCAGGACCUGCGGUGAAAAGGCAAACUGUAAAGACAUUUGCACUGAUCCUAAAUUACGUCAGCAGGGGCCAAAGGAAGUACGAAAACUCACAUGGGAUUGCACGGAGUCUAUUCACGUGUAUAAAAGACAGCCGUCGCUGGCUGACAACUACGAUGAAUAUGCUGAUUCUCAUAAGUUAGGCCUGGCUGUGUUUCGCCAUCACUCGUGUGCUAUAUCCAAAUGUGGACCAAACUAUUGUUGCUGCAGAGCAGUUGCUUUGUAA